Physella acuta is the source of this 2032-nucleotide messenger RNA. Its product is annotated as cubilin. Gene Ontology annotation, molecular function: calcium ion binding. Lineage: Eukaryota; Metazoa; Mollusca; Gastropoda; Physidae. The record is from RefSeq and is a predicted model, not a curated record.
AACAAGGAAGUAAACAAUAUCCGCAACUAAACAUAAAACACGAAUAUCCGUGUAUUAAUUUGUACACCAAAAUACCGUAGUACAUGAAAUAUUUGUAUGAUUAGAGUGAAGUAUUGUCCAUGAAGUGAUGAAGUGAGGGCGAGGUUCUGUUGGUUUUACUUUGGGCAACAAGCAGCAUAUUCAUGAAGGUCGAGUUCAGCUGUAACAUAAAAAAACUGGAUUGAUGUUUUAACAGGCUAUAGUCUGAAUGGUGUUGGUAUGGUUUGAUUGUGUCUGGUAUUAAACAGUUAAGUAACGCGAUUUUACUUGCCAAAAGAUAACUACCAUAUGAUAAGCAAGUGCAAUCAAAAUGUACAACUUAUUGAAUCUACUUGGGAUUCUUGUUAUGUCAUGGCUGGUGUCUGCUGAUACAGGUUGUGUGGAUCACGUCUAUGAGCAGGCUGGAACCAUCACAACACCGAACUAUCCUGAUGUCUACCCCAAAAACAUCACCUGUACCUGGACAAUUAGGGCAGCACCUGGACAAAUCGUUUCACUACAGUUCCAGACAUUUAAACUGGACUUCUCUGACCAAGUGACAUUUUACGACGGACCAGGCCCCAUCUCUCCAGCCAUUGGUCAGCCAGCGUAUACAGGAUUCCUUAACGAGAGCCAAGUCCAAGAAUUCUUGAUCCGGUCGACACAACCUGUGCUGCAUAUCGUGUUUCGUUCUGACACCAACAUUUCUAGUUUUGGGUUUGGGGCUUCCUAUUGGGCUCAUGUGUGUCCAGCAAUGACAUAUGGCCGGACGUGUGACAAACAGUGCGUGUGUAGACCGGAGAACACAGCAGGCUGUGACAACUUCAGUGGACGGUGCCACUGUAAGUCUGGCUGGACGGCAAGUGACUGUAGCCUUGACCUUGAUGAGUGCCAGAACCCGAGCCAGUGCCCCGACCCCUACUCACAGUGUCUCAACUCACCUGGCGGGUACAGCUGUGUGUGUGCAUCAGGACUGUCAGACACCAACGGAAUAUGCACAGACGCGUGUUUGCACAACAAAUGUUCCCAUCUGUGUGGUGUUACAAGAACCAGCCCGUACACGGAGCAGUGCUAUUGUCCCAGGGGGAUGGUGCUAGACACGGCUGAUGGGAGCUCGUGCAUUGCUUGCCCGGAAAUGACGUAUGGCACUAGUUGUUCCAGCAAUUGCACAUGCGUACCAGCUAACACCAAGUCAUGUGACAAUGUAACUGGCCAGUGCGAAUGUCUUGAAGGAUGGACUGCUCUCGACUGUUCAGAAGAGACAGACAAAUGUUUAGACACGGUCUGCCCGCCGUACUCUGAUUGUGUCAGCAGGAAUGGCACAUCUAGUUGUCAGUGUCAAGGGAAUAGCACGAAUAAUGUCAUAUGUGACAGUCUAGAAUGUGACCACAUAAUGACACAGACAUUUGGAGAACUGACCAGUCCUAACUACCCGGGAUAUUACUACAGCAUGGCCAACUGCACGUGGAAGAUUACGGUCUCUCAGGGGAUGCUAAUCUCACUCAGGUUCAAACAGUUUAACCUUGGGCUAGAUGACCCACAUUGCACCAGAGACCGUGUCGUUAUUUAUGACGGUGAUGACGUCAACGAUCGAGUCCUGGGAAAGUUUUGUGGCAGAAGUGUGACGACCAUCGUCAGGUCCACCAACAACGCCAUGUUUGUUGUCUUCACGUCUGACGAUGUCAACUCUGGACAGGAAGUUGGCUUUAGCGCCACCUACAUCUCACACCGCUGCCAACACUUCAUGUACGGUGAGAACUGCUCCCAGACCUGUAGAUGUACAGAACGGAACACUUUAUUCUACAACAACAUCUACGGCUCCUGCCUGUGUCGGGACGGGUGGAGGGGCGACACUUGCAACGAUGACGUGGACGAGUGUGAGGGCAACAAGGACACACUGUGUCCACGUAAUUCUGUGUGUGUCAAUGACCCCGGGACUUUCACGUGUCCGUGUAAGCCUGGCUAUAUCAACAAUGACGUCAACGGUUGCGAUGGUAAGAUGUUAACAAUGUGA